Molecule: messenger RNA, 1643 nt
Organism: Oryza brachyantha (malo sina)
Lineage: Eukaryota; Viridiplantae; Streptophyta; Magnoliopsida; Poales; Poaceae
Product: CAAX prenyl protease 1 homolog
Exons: 14
Coding region: 175-1452 (425 amino acids)
Biological process (GO): CAAX-box protein processing
Cellular component (GO): endoplasmic reticulum membrane
Molecular function (GO): metalloendopeptidase activity
Source: RefSeq, a predicted model, not a curated record
GAGCAAAGUAUCCCAUUCCCACCCCCUUUUCCGCAUCAUCACGCUGCCCUCCGUUUAUUCCCUCCCUCCCUCUCUCCCCUUCUACUAGUUCCCGUGCCUUGUCCCCACCCACUCCUCUCCCGCCGCCUCCUACCGAUCCUCGCGGCGAGCGAGCUCCGCCACCUCCGGCCUCCAAUGGCGCUCCCUUACCUGGAGGCCGUGCUGUGCUUUAUGAUUCUCAUGUACAUAUUUGAGACAUAUCUUGACAUCCGUCAGCAUAGAGCCCUUAAAUUGCCAACACUGCCAAAACCCCUGGUAGGAGUAAUUAGUGGUGAAAAGUUUGAGCGGUCCAGAGCUUAUAGCCUUGACAAAAGCAAAUUCCAUUUUAUCCAUGAAGCUGUAACUAUAUUAAUGGAUACCACAAUUCUGUACUAUAGAGUUCUUCCUUGGUUUUGGAAGAAAUCUGGAGAGCUAGCAACCAAUGUUGGUCUAAAUGCUGAAAAUGAGAUAAUACACACUCUUGCAUUCCUAGCAGGUGUCAUGAUUUGGUCACAGAUCACAGACCUACCAUUCUCUCUUUAUUCAACAUUUGUUAUUGAAGCUAAACAUGGUUUUAACAAGCAAACUAUUUGGCUCUUCAUUAGGGACAUGAUCAAAGGGAUUCUGCUAUCCAUCUUACUUGGACCUCCUAUUGUGGCUGCUAUUAUCAUCAUAGUACAGAUUGGAGGGCCCUACCUGGCAAUAUAUCUAUGGGGGUUUAUGUUUGCAUUAUCUCUUGUGAUGAUGACCAUAUACCCCAUCAUGAUAGCUCCUCUGUUCAACAAAUUCACUCCUCUUCCAGAAGGAGUUCUCAGGGAGAAAAUAGAGAAAUUAGCAGCUUCACUCAAUUUUCCAUUGAAAAAGCUUUUUGUGGUGGAUGGGUCAACCAGAUCAAGCCAUAGUAAUGCAUACAUGUAUGGUUUUUUCAAGAACAAGCGCAUUGUUCUCUACGACACAUUGAUUCAGCAGUGUAGUAAUGAAGAUGAAAUAGUUUCUGUUAUUGCACAUGAACUUGGGCACUGGAAACUCAGCCACACUGUGUAUUCCUUUGUAGCUGUCCAGCUCCUUAUGUUCCUGCAAUUCGGAGGAUAUACACUAGUAAGGAACUCCAAAGAUCUCUUUGAAAGUUUUGGUUUUGAGGAUCAGCCUGUAAUAAUCGGGCUGAUCAUAUUUCAGCACACUAUAAUACCUGUCCAGCACCUACUGAGUUUUUGCCUCAACCUUGUCAGUCGGGCAUUUGAAUUUCAGGCUGAUGCUUUUGCCAAGAACCUUGGGUAUGCUCCUCAGCUCCGUGCAGCCCUUGUUAAACUACAGGAAGAGAACUUAUCUGCAAUGAACACAGAUCCGUGGUAUUCAGCAUAUCACUACUCCCAUCCACCCCUUGUUGAAAGGCUUUCUGCUCUUGAAGACCCAGACAGCAAAAAGGAAAACUAACAGAAAGUUGAUCUACCUGAAACCUCGAAGUCUACCCUUCUAUGGUUUGCCUUGUGGUGCCAUCGAUUCGUUCUCAAUGUUUGGAUGUUAAUGAAAUGUGUGAUACAUGAGUUCUGUAAGCGUUCAACCAUUUGUCAUACUCAUACAGGGGUACGUAGGCAACAAUGUAGCUCUCGAUGAAAACAGUUGCC